Molecule: messenger RNA, 1357 nt
Organism: Asterias rubens (European starfish)
Lineage: Eukaryota; Metazoa; Echinodermata; Asteroidea; Forcipulatida; Asteriidae
Product: golgin-45-like
Exons: 6
Coding region: 128-1291 (387 amino acids)
Biological process (GO): Golgi organization; Golgi to plasma membrane protein transport
Cellular component (GO): Golgi membrane
Source: RefSeq, a predicted model, not a curated record
UGGCAGCGCCCGUGGUAAUCAAAAAAGAACCAACUCCGUUUUUGCGGAUGUAAAAUUCAAGUAGUUUCUCAAGAAUUGUAUAAUAAGUUACAAAAGGAAAUCUGCUCAGUGAGGAUCAUCGCUCAGAAUGGAUCAAAGAUAUUUUGAGAACAUUGUUUUUACCCACGGACAAUCCAUAAACAGAGAUGCUACAUCCCCUGUGACUCCUAGGCCAGACGGAGACGGCAAAGAAAAUACGACUAGCACCAAUGAACCCCCUGGAACGAGAUCAGCAACUCACCGCUUUCAGCAGCCUGCGUUCUUUGAUAGUAAUAAUAGAAACUCGACUGAUUUGGCUCUGCAAGAGCGCAAGCACCAGCUUGAUGUGACGGCAGCACCAAGUUCUCAACACAAAGUAACUUUUGACAAUGGAGGGCAAGAUGUGUACUCUCAACUGGAGGCGGUUAGGAAAGAAAAGCAUAAAUUGGAAAAGAAACUGUCUGGGUUGGCGAGAGAGUUGAGGACGGUUACAGACGAGAAGAUGGAGAUGGGUGUUGAAAUGGCUGUCCAGAAUCAGGUUAACAGAGAUCUGAAAAAGCUUCUUGUAGCCUCGAUGGGUUCUGAUCUUCAAGCCCAGUUGGAGAAUUUAUCAUCUGAGCGUGCCCAGUUGGCGCAAGAUCUUGAGAAUACCAUAAAGACGCUGGCUACGGAGCGAGAGACGUUGGAACGAGUCAACAUUCAGUGUGACGUGUGGAGGAGUAAAUUCCUUGGCAGUAGAUUGCAAGUGGAUGAAGCGGUGACAUCCAGAACUCGCCUUGAUAUGGCCCUUCAAGAAGCCUGCUUUGCCCUCAAGAAAACUGUAGAAGAACGAGAUGAAAUACGAACACACAUGAUGCAAACACAAAGAUUACUCCACUACCUCUCCAAUGCUCUACAGAGAACUCACAGUCUUUCAGAGGACACCAAAACCUCGAGUAACGUCCUAACAUUAGCGCUGCUCAAUGAGCAAAUGGCCUCCAUGAUAUCCAAACACCUACUGGGAGAUGUCGGACACUCGCAACAGAAGAGCACAUCACAGUUUGAGUUUGUCGAGUGGACGUCGGCGGAGAUGCUCGCUAAGGAAAUUCUACUGAACAGGCAGCCAUCGCUGAAAUUAGAACAACUUAAGGCCUUGCCCUCUUCAGCGAUGUCAUUAUCAGCAGAUUCUCUACCGAAAACCAACAUAGCUCAACGAUUCCAUCCACAUACAACGUAUGAGAAUUUAACCGUCAACUGUUGUAAAUACUGCAAGGGGGACAUCAAGCUGGUUUAAUCAGACUUAAGCCCGGUUCAUACUUCCUGCGAAUGCGAAUGCGAAGCGAAUUUGACAUGAAUUUGA